UGGCGCUAAUCCAUAAAUCGAUACCAUCGAGUGAAGAUUACCUUGAUUUCUUGAGCAUAGUUGAUUCUGUUAACAUAACUGAUAACCAUCACCACCUUAAAUCAAUCACACAACAUCAUGGCAAGCACAAAUAAAAAUUUAACUACGGCAUCUACAAACGAGGAACCAAUGGUGGAGGUGAGUCUCGAGAACAAUGUCUCUGAUGUAGGAGAGAGUGGAAGGGACGAGAAGCUUGACAAUGCUGAUUUACCAACUCUGUCUGUGGAGAUGGAUAAAAGCCAGGCAGAUGCAAAAACUGAUGGCAAAGAAGCACUUGAUACCCCGGAUACACAUUUAGAACGCAGACAUCAACUCGGCAACGAGGCAACGACAAGAAGAAAGCUAAGGACAAAUUAAAAUUCACACCUUUUGCACCUGUCAAACCACACACUGCACAGCCAGGGGCACUGAAAUUAGACGUUACGAAGAAUCCAGGAGAGAAUCGUGUUCAUACCCCUCAGAUUAUCAUUCUGGAAAGCUAUGAAGAGGGCAGAGAUACAGGGAAAGCUCAUCGGUGGUGCGAUCAUCUAAGUUUUGUAUGUGCGGGGAUAUGUGUGAAAAUGACGAAAUGCGGUCUCAAGAUAUGUGGAUGCUGAGAUGAUAAUUCAAUCUGAGCGCUUAAUCUAGUAGAGGGCGACUCGUUGUUAGAUUACUGCCUGUCCAAGAGCUGCAGAAGCAGCAUCAGACGACAGAAGAACACUCGUGGGCAUUGCGAACUUUCCAGACGGCCAGCCAGUAAGAUGCAAUGAUUGGUUUCUUGGUAUACGCAUCAGGAGAUCAGGGAGCCUUGUUGGAAAACAUGAACGGCUACUCAAUAAGCCUAUUAUAAAAGAAGCCGUCUGCGUGUAGCUAUUUUCCACGAGUCAAGCUAGUUGUAAGUUGGCCAUACACUUCGUAAACGUUUCACAAAGACA
Sphaeroforma arctica JP610 is the source of this 953-nucleotide messenger RNA. RefSeq lists its product as hypothetical. The record is from RefSeq and is a predicted model, not a curated record. NCBI's taxonomy places the organism in Eukaryota, Ichthyosporea, Ichthyophonida. The transcript has a single exon. The coding region runs from base 118 to 396 and encodes 92 amino acids.